Messenger RNA from Orcinus orca (killer whale), 2976 nucleotides. RefSeq names its product calmodulin-like. NCBI's taxonomy places the organism in Eukaryota, Metazoa, Chordata, Mammalia, Artiodactyla, Delphinidae. The coding region runs from base 1022 to 1576 and encodes 184 amino acids. The record is from RefSeq and is a predicted model, not a curated record. The transcript is spliced from 2 exons. Gene Ontology annotation, molecular function: calcium ion binding; enzyme regulator activity.
CCACGAGCCAGGCCAAGUUCACAGCUUCAGCCACCCGAUGCUACAUCCUCCCACCCCCUGGCAUCUUCAGGGGCUGCCUACUCCAGCCCAGUGCUUUCCAGUCUUCCCGCAGCUCCCAGGCAGGACCCCUCUGAGAUCGUAAAUGAAGGGUCCUCUCCUUCCUGGUGUCUCUGUAGAGAACCCUGGUCUUAAGAGAACGGAAUCAGAGAAACUGGGGAGCUAAAGGAGGAGUAUUCUGCAGGGACAGGAAGCCUUCUCCUCAGCUCUGAAAUCACACUUUGAACAUUCAGUUAAUAAACAAGUCUCAGCACCACCUGUGCACCAGGCUCUGCGUGCAACUGGCUCCCCGCUUUCCCGAAGCAAAAAGGCAGGCAGCCGCAUCCCCGCCUAAGGAUCUGCCAGCCACACUGGGCUGGAGGGCGAUGACGCCCGCAGUGCCAUUCUGGGAGAAUCCCACUCAAUUCUACCACCAUCUGCCCUCCACCAGCCCCGCCCCAUGGGAUGAGAGCUGGCCAGCAGCCCCGAGAGAGCACAGGAACGCUGGACACAGCCCUUCCACUCCUCCAGUGUCUGCCAUGUCCACUGAGGGAGGCUCCUCUCCCCUUCCCACCCGUCUCUAAAAUUGGGAAAGCCCUCUUGAGCCCCCCUCCCCAGCUUGGCCAGGGUCCCUGUGAGACUCACAUGGGCAAAAGCCUCUGGGGUGCCAUGGUUGGCCAUCGGGAGUAGGUGAGGCCCGGGGUGCCUGCCACCUCUCCUGGGCAGACCGGCCGCUCCAGUUCCUGCAUUCCUCGGCUGUCCCUCCCUGGGAGGAGGAUUUCACCCUAGGACGUGGGGUGGGGAGGGAGUCUUCUUGCUCCCUUUGCUCGGAUUUUCAGCAAAGGAGGGGUUCCCAUCCUGUGGCAAGGCUGCCGCUGGAGCUCUGUCCUCACGCCGACACAGCCUCGGUCCCGCCGCUUGUCCCAGCUCUGACGUGAGCCCCUUGGGCGGGUUGGCAGCAAGCUCUGUAGAAGGUGCGAGAGACAUGGCUGAGCAGCUGUCCAAAGAGCAGGCGGCCGAGUUCAUGGAGACCUUCCACAGAUUCGACAAGGACAAAGACAGUGCCAUCAGCACCCAGGAGCUGGGCGCCGUGAUGCAGGAGCGGGGCCUGAACCCGUCGGAGGCCGCGCUGAAGGGGUUCAUCGCCAGGGACGAUGCGGACGGGGAUGGUGUCAUCAGCUCCCAGGAGUUCCUGGCAGUGAUAGCCAAGGGGGUUCAGGCCCGGGCCAGAGCGGAUGACCUGAGGACAGCCUUUCACGCCUUCGACCUGGAUGGCGACGGCCACAUCAGCAUGGAUGAGCUCAAGCAGGCCAUGGCCCAGCUAGAGGUGUCCCAGGAGGAGUUGGACAUCAUGAUCCGGGAAGCUGACAUGGACCGGGACGGGCAGUGGGGGACACGGCCAGUAGACCCCCGUCUGAUGCCCAUGGACGAGGAGGCUGGUGAGCGCCACGGGGUGGGAGGGGGAUGGAGGGGGAUGGAGGGGGAUGGAGGGGGAUGGAGGGGACCCGAGGGUCUGCCUGAGCUUCUGGUCAGGACCUGAGGCCGGAGCCUGGACCAAGGGCUGGGACAUACCUGCACCACAAACAAAGUUUAUCAUCCUUUGCAUGUAGCCAACUGUUCUUCAGGCUCGAGCUAAAAGAAAAAGAUGCGUGUGUGCAUGCGUGCAUAUGUGAGCGCGUGCACGCACGCGUGUGUUUGUCCUGCCUUUGAGACAUGGGAUCUUCUACAGUGAAGGUGGUGGCCCCGGAGGACCGGCCCUGCCCCACCUGAAGGAGGGCAGGACAGGUGGGAACGGGAAGGACGAGAGGUGCUGUGAUGGGUAAAGGGCAGGGGGCUGCACUUGGGGGGGCGUUUCCCAGUCAGAUCUGAGGAGGACACGGCUCAGGGAGGAAGGGGCCCCCCCAGACCCCUUGGCUGCAGCCUCUCAGGGCCUUUUUGUGGUGGGGGGCUCUGAAGUGGCUCCCAGGCUGGGGAGCGCCCAUGGAGGGGUGGGGGGAGUCCAGAACAUGGAGAUGGGAGACGAGGGUCUGCCUGCAGCACCGCCCCCCGCGUCAAGCUGAGGUACCAUUUGAACUUGGGUUUCUGUGCUGUUGCUGUGUUUUUAAAAAACUCUCUUAGCCGGGGAAUUCCCUGGCAGGCCGGUGGUUAGGACUCUGUGCUUUCAUUGCCCAGGGCGUGGGUUUGAUACUUGGUCGGGGAACUAAGAUCCUUCAAGCCAUGCAGCACGGCUAAAAGAAAAAAACAAAACAAAACAAAACACAAACCAAAAAAAAAACAGCAACGAAAAUCAUCCUAGCCAGAGCCAAGACAAAGGUUCUCAGCGCAGGGUGGGGAGAGGCAGAACCCGCUUACCUGAGGAGUUAUUGCAAAAUACCUGCCCGGCCCUUUACCAUCCCCCUCAUUCCCGCACGUGGGCGGGUGAGUGACAGCUCUGUCCCAGUGCAGUGGGAGCAGUAUCACGCUACCCAGGUGCAGCUAUGGUAUCGAUGAAGUUGUUCCAUUUGGGGACAUUUUCAGUGGGUCACUCAGCCCCCCGUGACCUCACAGAGGGCUGUCCCGUCCAUCCUAGCCCUGACUCAGGGUCUGGCCGAAGUCCUUUCCUCAGGCCUGGGUUGGAGGGUGGGGAGACAGAAGAAAGGCAGGAGGCUCCUGUCCCUGAGGGUUCCGGCGGGGGAGGGGCUGGAGCAUCUGGAGGAGAUAAGACAGCAGACAAGAAGUGGGGCACAAUCAGAGGAGGGGACGGUGGCAGCAGCAGGCACCCAUCCUGGAUGGGGGUGGUUCCCCCGGGUGGUUCCCCCCCCAAGAAACUCCCCAUCCUCUUAGGGACGCAGGUCAUAGAAGUUAGUUUCUAAAUGAGAGGUUCCUAAAUGCCAGGCCGGUCCAGGAGGAAGUGUUCCAGGCUCUGUGUGGAAACAAGAAAAAUAAAGACGUUUUGACAAA